Dermacentor andersoni is the source of this 1440-nucleotide messenger RNA. RefSeq lists its product as uncharacterized. NCBI's taxonomy places the organism in Eukaryota, Metazoa, Arthropoda, Arachnida, Ixodida, Ixodidae. Gene Ontology annotation, biological process: cell adhesion involved in heart morphogenesis; larval heart development. The record is from RefSeq and is a predicted model, not a curated record. Gene Ontology annotation, cellular component: extracellular matrix. Gene Ontology annotation, molecular function: catalytic activity.
AUGGCAGAACCCACUAGCGACUUCAUAGUAUGGCAGUGGAACUGUCGAGGACUGGGAGGCAAAGCCCACACGCUACAGCAGUACCUCAGAACACACGAAUUGAAACCUAGCGUGAUCCUGCUACAGGAGACGUUCACCGAGCACAUUAAAAUCCAGGGCUAUCGUACCCUGGCCAAGCAUUCCGGUGGUAGGGGGGUAGCCAUUCUGGUAGGGAGCAAGCUCACUUUCUUACAGCACGACAUUCACAUGCUGUCUAAUAACAUUGAAUAUCUGAUGGUAGAGAUAGCAGGCAAAGGGCAACGUAGCAAGUCAACAUUCAUCCUCAACGCAUACAGCAGCCCAAAACAGCACAGGCAGAGGUUUCGUGCUUUCCUAACCAAGGCCACGCACCUGGCAGGUAGUAACCCCCUUCUCGUGGCGGGAGCUUUUAAUGCCCCGCAUCCGACGUGGGGAUAUGUGCAGAGUACACCUAAGGGCAAUGAUCCAUGGGAAGAGAGCAUCGAGGCAGGCCUCAAGCUCAUAACCGACCCGACACAACCAACAAGACGGGGAACUUCCACCAACAGGGACACCACGCGCGACCUCGCCUUCACCAAGAACAUUACUCUAGCGUCGUGGUCUAACAAAAGGGUGGGUCUGGGCAGUGACCACUACAUCACAGCGAUGACGGUAGGCUCGCACAGGACCGAGGAAAAGAUAUUCAAGCUAGUGGACAGGGACAAGUUCAGAGAGCUGAGCACCGGUAGGUCCGCGGAGGACGCGAACGCAUCCCUACACGGGUGGAUGACGCAACUCCAGACGGAUCUCGAGGCAGCAACGCGAACGGUCACCACCGACCUGGAAACUGAGAAGGCGGACAGUAGACUCGCCCACAUGCUAGAAGCCAAGCAAUCGUUACUGCAAAAAUGGAAAGGGCAACGCCUGAGCUGUCGGCUGCGGAAGAAGAAUGCGGAGCUAAACCGGAGCAUCGAACAGCGCUGCUCCACCCUAGCUAGGCAGCAAUGGGACGAGAUCUGCAACAUGACUGACGGGCAGGUACGCAGAGGCGGCUCUUGGAACCUUCUGAAACACCUCUUGGACGGCGCGAACACCAAUACCUCGCGGAAGGACGCGAUGAGCAAGCUGCUAUACGAGGCAUGCAAGACCAAAACACCGGACGAGCUCGUAGCAAGACUGACGGCCACGUACCUCCCCGUGGCGGAUGCGGCAGCUACCAAGGACGCGACCUCCCGAUACUCGGGUCGGCCUAAGGUGGAGCUUGAUGCUGACUUCACCACGGAAGAGAUCAUACAAGCGCUCAGAGGUCUCAACAGCCGAUCCGCACCGGGGCCGGAUAACAUCACCAACAAGGUCCUCCACAAUCUGGACGAGAGCGGCGCGGAACAGCUCACUGCGAUAGUUAAUGAGAUGUGGCGUUCAGGCAAAGUUCCCCUAGAAUAA